Messenger RNA from Prunus armeniaca (apricot), 339 nucleotides. Lineage: Eukaryota; Viridiplantae; Streptophyta; Magnoliopsida; Rosales; Rosaceae. The record is from the annotation of a GenBank genome assembly.
AUGCCUUGCCUUUACAUCUCCACCAACGUGAACCUAGAUGGAUUUGACACUGAUUCCAUCUUUUCUGAAGCCACCAAAGCCAUCUCUUCCAUCACUGGAAAGCCUGAAGACUAUGUGAUGGUGUUGCUUAAGGGAUCGGUGCCCAUAUCAUUUGGCAGGAGCACCAGUGAGCCAGCAGCAUAUGGUGAGCUAGUAGCAAUGGGUGGAAUUAACAAACCAGUGAAGAGGCAGCUGAUUGCCACCCUUGGCACAAUCAUGGAGGCCAAGCUUUCAAUCCCAAAGACCAGAUUUUUUCUUAAAGUUGUUGAUAUAAGUACUGCAACAGGGUCUAAGCUCUGA